This is a messenger RNA of Athene cunicularia (burrowing owl), 2354 nucleotides long. RefSeq names its product heme-binding protein 2-like. The record is from RefSeq and is a predicted model, not a curated record. NCBI's taxonomy places the organism in Eukaryota, Metazoa, Chordata, Aves, Strigiformes, Strigidae. The transcript has 4 exons. Bases 44 to 631 code for a protein of 195 amino acids.
CAGCCCCUGUCUGAAAUUGCACACGUGUUAUUUUGUUGCAGACAUGGCAGAACCGAUUCAGCAGCUGACCAGAAAUAACAACCCCCAGGAGAGACAGACCAUCCCAUUCACCCUGAUCCAGCGCAAAGAAAAGCUUGGAGAUCUCCUUUACGAAAAACGUCAGUAUGGCAAAGCCAAGUGGGCUUGUAUAAAAAUGAAAGAAAAACAGUAUGAACAGAGCAUAUGCCUUGGAUUCAUGAAGCUUAUGAGGUACAUUUGUGAGCAGAAUUCCUCAGGGCUCUACUUGGGGAUAACAAUCCCCAUUGUGACCAUAGUCCAUACAAACGAGUCUCAGUCGGAGAUGACACGGUCGGUGACAGUAGCCUACUACCUGCCUGAUGUGCUGCAGGACGAGCCCCCUCAUCCUUUUGACUCCGACAUAAUCAUUGAAGAGUGGCCUUCUACUAUUGUUUAUAGCAGGAGCUUCAGAGGAAUCACCAAUGAAGACUCUAUAAUGAGAGAAAUAAACCUGUUGGCGGAAAUCCUGGAGAGUCCCGAGUUGUGUCUGCAGGAUACGUUCAUCAUCGCGGGAUACACGAACCCAGCUGCUGCCAACCGACACAAUGAGAUAUGGUUCCUGCAGAGACCAUAGCCCCCCUUCACUGGGAUCAUUCCGAUUUACUGGCAGAAUCUUACAGGUGAAUCACGUGAGACUAGAUGUCAAACCCUCAAAGAUUUUAGAAACGUGGCUUUUAGCCAGUUUAGCAAGGCAAUCACUCCAAUGGAAUAACCAGAGCUAACACUGGAAACAUACCAUUUCCUGUGUCAGCUUUUACAGUUUUUAUGGAGAUUUUUAGCACUUUAAAAGUUAGUUCACCUUUUUUUUUUACAAGAUAAGGGAGACAGAAGCCUCUCUCCUCAUCCACUUCUUAGCACCACUAGACUGCUUGUGGCUUGGGACAGUCCCAGGGGAGAUCCCGGAGCCCCCGUGCCGGCUGCUCUGGGCACCCAGUGGGACACCUUCACAGCCACCUCACACACGCAGGCUACACUUCACAAAAAGAACGUGCAGGUCUUAAUGUCUGAAGAGAACUACCAGGUUUAGACCACUGGGAUUAAAUCAGGGAGUAAGAGUCAGCCGGCGCUGACUGCUUUUCAUGUCAUCAGCUGUGGAGCAGAGAUUCUUAAUGUUUACCUCAAAAAGCAUCCAGCCAAAGUACUUUUAGCCUUGAGGAGAGACCAAGGCAGCAGAACAGUCCUAAUGCUCAUUAAAAUUCUGACAGCAAAGGUUCCAGGUUACCUGACACACUCACAGUAACCCCACGACCGUAUCUGGCAUUCCUAAAUAGAAGGUUAUUCUUAACUCUGCAGUUUUCUGAACACUUUCUUCUCACAACUGUGAAUGUUAAAACACUGCAGCUGAAGAGAGUACUUUGUUCGGUACUUUUUACACUCUUCUGGCAUUAAUUAUUAAUGUUAUAAAUGAUACAAAUAUUUCACAGAACCACAGGAAAAAUUUCAGCUAGAAGUGACCUCUGGCAGUCGCCUGGUCCAGGCAGCUCAGAGCCUCUCACCGUUGGAUUCUGAGCAUCUCCAGGGAUGAGGAGCCCGUAACCCCUCUGGGCCCUGUUCCGCUACCUGACCACCCUCACUGUGAGAAUUUUCCUUCCUCAUAGCUAACUUUCCAUCUUGCAGCUUUCUUCUUUUACCCUUCAUCUCUAUGGUCAUCCUUCAAGCAGCCAGUGCUAGUCCAGCACGCUGAGACUGAGCCCCAAGCUCCCUCAGAAGGGCUGAAGGCAGCGCUCCGCCGUUCCCUGCGGUUAAAGGACACCUCCUGCACUUUAGAGUCGGGGUAGCAAAUGGUUCUCCUCCCAGAAAUCCCUCCUUAAUGUCUCCCCUUACAGACAUGACGGUCGAGUUUAAUACUUAACAGAAGUAAAUGUCUUUUUACAUAAAACGUCAUGAAGUACCUCACUGGUAUUAUUUACUGAUCACAGGAUUUAGGCUUUAAAUAGAGCUUUUGUGUCAAGGCAGGAAACGGCAGCCAGAGCCAGGGUCUGCUGGCAUACAAGAUGUAGUCCCUCGGAACAGAGGUACAGGUCUCAAGAACUCCUGGUUCCACAAGGCUCUCUGCUGCCCAGAACUGACUAUGCCUAAUCUCAAACCUCUGGCUGAGCAGCAGGACCAGGGAGUGCUCCACUAACCGUCCUUGACCAGGACCAAGGUGGCCUCUGGUGGGCACUGCCCCCAGGGAUACCUCAGGGAAUGGUGAGGAGGAGGAGAAAAUGAAAAAGAAAAGGAAAAAAAAGAAAAAGAGACAGAAAAGCCUUCAUUUUAACACAAACAAACUGACAGUCUUUGUGGGGAGAUAAAAA